Lodderomyces jiufengensis is the source of this 447-nucleotide messenger RNA. RefSeq lists its product as uncharacterized. NCBI's taxonomy places the organism in Eukaryota, Fungi, Ascomycota, Pichiomycetes, Serinales, Debaryomycetaceae. The transcript has a single exon. The record is from RefSeq and is a predicted model, not a curated record. Bases 1 to 447 code for a protein of 148 amino acids.
AUGGAAAACAGUGUUAGUACAAAUUUCCCAAUUGAUUUAUUAGCUACAUUAACAAUUUCAGAUAAUGUAAUUGAUCCAAUAACAAAUGCAGAGAAAGAGGAAGAGAUAGGAAUUAUAGAAUUAACUGAUAGUGCUCAAACACAAUUUGAAUCAUCAUCAUUUUCUUCAUCGACCCCUAUCAAAAAUCUUAAAGAAGUUGAAAGACAAGAUAAUAUAAAUUUAUAUAUAAGUAAAUAUCAUAAUUUUGAUUUAAAAGAUGAUGAUGCUAUUAUUAUUGAUUCUAAAAGGAUAGAAAUUUUAAAUUUAAAAUUAUUCAAUAGUCAAUUAAUUAAUUACUAUGAAUUUAUUGAAAAUAAUUCCAAAACUCCAAAAUUUGAUUCAUUUUUAAUCUUGAGUAGAGUUUAUUUUUUAAUUGAUGAAUUAUUGGAUUUUUUACAAAAAUAUUGA